CCGGGAAGAUGGCGGUCACCGGGUUAGCGGUGGAGGAUUGAGACCAGGGGAGGGAAGAAACCGAGACCGAAAUAGGGGGUUAGGAGGGUGUAAAAUAACUCAUAUGAAUAAUAUUUGGGGGGGUGUUGUUAUUAUAUUUCAUAUACGCGUUGCAUUUGAUAAUAGUCAUUGACCUUAACAGAGCAAGCAUAUAUAUCUUACCCAGACAUAUUUUCUGUUUGGGACUUCAGUUCUGUGUGCGGCGCUUUUUUGAUGUUUUCAGUGUUCAGAAAUUAUAGCAUAACAUAAUAAUAACAAUUCAGACGCCCAUUGUAGGUUGCCUUUUUAAUUUAUUACGGUUGGAAAAAGGUUGAUAGAACUGAGUUGCAACCUGUAAGGAGAUAAUUUGUCUAAGGGGAGUGUCAAGGUAUUUUAAAAGUGGUAGUUUUUUACUCUGUAAGGAGAAAGUGCGGUGUGCUGCGACUUCUGGAAAUGGACUGAUUGAAACACCCCCAACGCCAGGCAGCAGACCGCGUUCCGGCCAAUAUGUUCAGCGCGCUUUACUCUUGCUCUCUCGGCGUGCUCUGUGUACCAUGCUGCGGCUGCCUUCUCAGCUCGGCCCCCUAACGUGCGGGACAGCCAGCCUUGUGCGCUCCGGCCCUCAGGGCCUCCUGGGCACUAGUGCCCUUGUCACGCCUGCCAGCAUGUACGCCGCCCGCUACUACAACAGCAGCGGGGGAGGCAAGCCGGGUCGGCGGGCGGGUCUAGUCGGGGGAGGGCUGCCAGUUUUAGACAACCAUCACCACACCCUCCCUCACCCACAAAACUUCCAGCCUGCCGUCUAUCAGGGCAGACUUGAUGGGCUCCGGGCUCACUACCAGAAUCACCAUCACUAUCACUCUCAUGCCCAUCCCCUUCCACUUCACCAUCACCCACACCACAGCAAGAAGAAGACCUGGAACUUCAUCCACGAGAAGAUGAGCUACGACACUUUCUUCACCAUGAAGCGGCUCAUUGAUCGCUCGCGCAGCGUAGAUGAGGUGCUGCGCUGGGUCACGCAGAACCCUGGCAAAAUAUCCUACAACCACUAUCCCAUCGCUCUGCAGAAGAUCGGGCAACUCCUGCAGCAGCAGCAGCAGACCACGGCGAUGGCGACAGGAGGCGGUGGGGGUGCCCUGGCCCCACCUUCAGGGACUGCUGUAGGGGAAAGCCACUACAGGCAGAUCUCCGAGCACCAGGACUUCCAGACGCUCUGUGAUGCCAUUGUGAGCGACUGUGCCAAGUUUGACAACUUCAGCAUUGUCAACUGCCUGUAUGCUGUUGCUGCACUGGGUCUACCCAGUGACUCUCAGAUUGUGCAAGUGCUGGAGGAGGAGUCUCGUGGGCGACUCUCCCAGUUCAACCAGAAGGACAUCUCCAUGGUGUUCAGCAGCAGCAUGAAACUCCACCCCUCCAGCCAGCACCCCCUUAUUGAGUCCUGCCUGUCAGGGCUGGAGAAGAACAUUGAGCGUGAGCGCCACCCUCAGACACUCUUCCUGCUGCUCUCCUACUACCGGCUGAAGUGGCGUGCCCUACAGGCCGAUGGCUACACGCCAGAGCAGCUGCUAGCCAACCGCAAGAUCCUGCGGCUGGUGAAACAUACCCUGGCCAGUGUGAGCAGCGUGCGUGACCACGAGAUGGCGCUGCUGGACGAGAUGUUGUCAGCCUGCGCCCGCGAGGCCAGCAACAAGUCCCUGGAGCUCAUCUUCAGCUCUCACCUCUUCUACCAGAACCGUCAGGAGAAAUUUGUCAGCAGCUUAGCUGAGGAGCUCCCAAAGAAGGUGGAAAGUAUCACACCCUACACCAUGGCCCUGAUUGCAAAGUACAUUGCCCGGCACAGACUGAGGGAGACCAAGCUGCUGGACACCAUUGCAGAGUUCCUGGUCAAGAAGGGAGAGUAUUUGGACAGUAAGGUACAGCCUGUCGAGCACAUCUUUCUGUCCUUCUUCAGCUACAAGGGCCUGGUGGCAGAGGCUCUCAGGCAGCUGCUCGGGGAGCAGAGCUACAAGCAGGAUGAGGUGCUGGCCCCAGGGUACUACACAGAUUUCCUCCUGUGGAUUGACAGCACGGGCAGCGUGCUUCCAAUCAAGUCUGGGGGAGGGGGUGCAGUGAGCAUGGGCACGUCAUGCACCCCUACAGUUUCUGUGGCCCCAAAGCCACCUGAGGGCCAGUCAUCAGUGGCAACCCUGACCUCUGACUUCCAGAAGUUCUCGCCCUUCUCCCCUUUGGAAGAUGGCACAGAGAAGAGAGGGGCUGAGGACCUGGUGUCAACAGAAGCGGCUUUCCUUUCACACCGCAUGCGCCCCCAGCCCCCCCCUGCCCCUGCUGCCCAGAGAGGAGGGCCCAAUGGGGGGAACCCGCUGGACUACAACCCCUACUACCCCACUUCUGAUUACUAUGCCAGUUUGGCCAAGGAGCAGUCCCUGGAGAGUCAGGACAGCUCCACCCUCAGCAGCCCCUCGGACUGCCUGGCCCAGGCUGGAGCCCCUGGGGCUGGUGGUACAGGAGGUACUGAGUGCUCCUCAGUCCUGUCUUCCACUUCCCUCUUCCAGUUCCCAAUCGGGAAGAUCCUGGACGAUGAGGGGACAGUAGGGGGAGUGGCUCCAGGUCCUGACUGUGAUCUUCCUACUUUCUACGAGGGAGUCUCAUACCCUGAGGGUGGUGAGGGGGCUGUUGUGCCAUCCUCUCCUCUGCAACUGCAUGGAAGACAGGAGGCAGAGAGGGGCUCCGGGGACCCUCACCCACAUCAGUUCAAGAGGGUGAUUAUGUCAGUCAAUGACAAGUGGCAUUACUGUCACAACUCAGACGUGCUAGUGGGCUCACGAGCAAUGAGGGACCGGCACCUCCAGCUGCUGGGCUACAUCAUUCUACAGCUGCCGUACCAUGAGCUGGAGAAACUGAAUGGCAUCGAGGAAGUCAAACAGUACCUGCAUAAAAAGCUCCUGGAGGUUCCCUUGUGACACAGGCGGCCUGUGGCGCAUAGCCAGAGUUGGGUAUCCUGACCCUGAUUUCACCAGUAACUACACCAGUAGUAAGAACAGCAAUCUGACAGACUGUCAAGUCACAGAACCAGCAGUGUUGGUGUAGAGUACAGAAAUUUGAGAGGGUGGUGGUAGGGGGGAUGGUUAUGGUGGAUGACAGAAAAACUUUUUAAAUGUGGUGGGGUGGGAGGGGAUGAGAGGUUUAUUUGGAUUGCCUAUCUAGAGAUUUUUUUUUCUGGUUGUUAAAGUAAAAAGUCCCUUUUUAUAUUCUGUAUUUGCUACAGUUGCAAAGCAUGCUGGGGGAAUCAGGUCUUGAAGGUGCAGAGGGAGGAAGUGUGCUUGACAGAUCUGAGAGUUGCGCUGCUCAUACUGACACGCUGGCCACAGCAGCUGGGGCAUGUGUGUAGAGAGUCCUCAAGACUGUUAAUUAUACUGUCAGUAAUCAAACGUGUCUUUGUGGGUGAGGGACAAUGGGCAUGAAAGUGCGCCUUCUUAAUAUUUUAUAUGAUUGGUGUACCUGCAUGGGAAGUAGUGGGACAAGGUUGAAAAGGUAAAGGGUAUUGUGACCCGUAAGAGACCUUUUGUUUUUGAUUUUUUAUUUUCUUCAUACCGUUAUGACUCCUGCCCUCCUCAUGAUUGGUGGUAAAAAGCAGCAUACCCCAACAGCCAAUUCUGGGAUUUUAUUAUUUUUCAAUUCUACUGUUAUUUAUCAUUAUGAAUGUUUUAGUUUUUAUGUCUACUUUUUUUAAACACAUUCUGUUAUUAAACGCGCAAUAAAGAUAAGAGGACUGUGGCAGUGAACACUGAGACGUGUUUGCAUCUCAGUGACAUCCCACUGAUCAGUGUUACUGAAACCUACAUUCGGUUAAUUUCUGUUUCCUUCUUGGUCAAGCUGAUAAAAAUAUACAGUGAAAGCAAGUUAACCUUUCUUGCUGUAUUUUUUAAAUAUGACUACAGAUCCACUAAAGGUCACAACUGUAUGGGCCUGUAAUUAUAUCAUGUUUUUUUUAUCAUUGCACUUUACAUUCUUAAUGGAGUUCUUUAAUUGCAUCACAGUACUUCAAGACCAAAUUAUGCACAAAAUGGAAGUCAACUAAAUUUUACUUAAUGUCACUGGAGUGAGUCUUCACUACAAGGCUCCUGUCUCUGUUUCAGAGUUGUGGAGUACAAUAACUUUGCCAGAUGCACUUGGUUUAAGACCAACCUGAAAUCCUUCAGUGUUUUUGUCAGCUUUACCAAGGCUGCUGAGUGUGAAUUCAGCCUGAUUUUCCCUGCUUCUGUCAAGGGCAAGCAGGAGGUGGUCAGUUGCGGAGAGUUGAAAGAGCAGAAAGGUGUGCGCCAGGAGCCAUGCUGUUGCUUUUGGGUUUACCCUCAUUGUACCAGUGUCACUCACUCUCUGGUUUCCGUAAACAGCGUUCACAGUGGUUCUUUGCUGCUUGCUGUGUGCGUUGGCUUUGCACUGUAAGUAAACCUUCAUAUGUAGUUACUUGUGGAGGAAGAAAUAAUUUAUUCUAAUUAUUGUUGCUGUUGGGAGAUGCGUGGGGAGGGUGUGUGUUGGGUGGGGGGGCUGUCAGGGUGGGUGAGGGAAAUGGGAGUGGUCUGUUUGUUUAUAUAUACAUAUAAAAAUAUAUAUAUGAAAGAUUAUUAAAAAAUAAAAAAGAGAAAGUGUAGAGUGUCCUUCCUGGUUGUGUGAUGCAGCAGAUCCCAGGCCUUCUGCAAGAGCAGUGGAGUGUAUCCUUGAGUUGCAUGGGGAAGUGCUGAUCCUAGAGUGGGUAUGGAGAAACAGUACAACACACAAAAAAUCAUACUUUUACAUUUGCAGUUUCUGCUUUUGCCUUCUGAAGCUGAAGGAUGUAAAUGAGAAAGAACUAGUUUCCAUGUUGUCCUUGUACACUUGUUAAAUAAAACGCAAUCUAUAUUAUGGGCUACUUUAUGAUUAUUGCCGUUAGCUGUCCUAGAUUUUUCAAGUUUUAAGGCUGUCGUCAAAGGUGUGAUGGUAGUAGUUUUGACCUGCUUUAUGUGUGGCUUAUCAUUGAUAAUAGUAACUUUAGAUCAAUGCCUUUUUUAACAUGGGGAAAUUGUGGAAUGCACCUUGGGAGAGAGGAGUUUGAAUUGUUUUUUUGCAAUUGCGAAAACAGGCUAUGAAUUAAAAAAGAGAAUAAUGGAGAAUUCCUGGAUGGCACUGCACACUACCUGUUGCUCUUUGUAAUGACACCUCAGGUUGGGUUUUUAAGACAACUGUGAAAGGGAACGUAAGAGGGCCCGCAGGCAUCUGUUGAUCUGAUAUGGCAUUGCUGCACAUACAGUACUUUUGUGUUACCCUUUUUAGUAUUGAAUAUGUUGUGAAGGAAGAAUGUUUAAAAACCUAUGGCCUGUGGUCUUUCCUGUUGGGUUUUGAUCUGUGUGACCUAUGCCUUUUGAAAGACAUUGGAGUACUGAACUUUAAAAUUUCCUGCCUCAGGCAAUUCAUACUUCAUGAUUUGGUUCUGGUUUGGAUUGGGUUACUUUGCACUUGACGUGAAGUCUGUGAGUCGUCAUGGGUGUUUGACAAUAGAGGAUCACCAUUAUAGUGUUCUUGGAGGAAGACCAGCCCUGACACAUCAGAGCCCUGAUUGUUUCUUUUGUUCACCAUGUGUGUGCUAGUUUGCUAAACAGGGGUGACGUUUGUGUGUAUUGUACAUUUUGAGAAAGGUGUUAAGUCUGGAAAUUUGUAGAGUUGCUACCAAGCACCAGCCAGUAGAUGAGAAAGCUGUUAGGAAAGUUUGAGAUCCAUGUCGGUCACUAACACAUGAAAAUUGUUUGAACAAGGUUUUUAUACAUGAUUCUACAGUCUAUAAAUCCUGAAUUUUGACUUGUGUAGUGUGGUACAGUGCAGAAUUAAUAGCUGGAAAUGCCAGUGGUUCCCCAUGUUACACGGUAUAUCUAGAUCGUGCAGGAUGUUCAGAUUCAUUUUUCACUGUUUUGUCGUUUGCAGAGAAAUGCAUUGAAUUGCGAGAGGGGACUGAUGAUGACCCCGUUUAUAUAUACAUUUAGCACAUAUCUUUGUAUCUGUUCUCUACCUUAAUUUAACUCCCCCUUUAAAUGUUCCCUCCCAUAAAACCCAAUGUUAUGAACAUAAGGUUGGAAAUGAGAGGAAGUAAUUGGGUCCUGCCAGUCUUGUUUGGAUGUUAGUAGUUGAAUAAUCUGAGAAUCACAGCCACUCAUCCAGCAAUUUCUCAAAAGAAAUAAUGAGAUUCAGUUCAACAACAUAGCUGGGCAUUUUGUUCCAGACUCCCGCAACCAUUUGUGUAAAAGUGCCUAGUGUUAUUAGUGCCCCUUAGUUUCCUCUUUUGUCCUCUUUUUGCUUUGCUGUUGAUUCUGAAUAAGUCCUGGUAGAGUUAACCUGGUCAGUGCCUUUACGUAUUUUGAAUACUUGUUACGGAUCAACUCUGCUCGACUAUAAAUAUUCAAUUCAUUUUGCUAUUCAGAGUACAACAUCUUUAAGUCUGAGAGUACAACUGGUGGCUCUUCUCUGACAUGAUUUAACUACAGGAAUAUAUUUGGUAACAUGCUGAAAAUUAUAUGCAAUAUACUGUACAAUGUUUUGCCAAAAUCCACCUUUUACACUAUACUUUUUCAUUUCUUCUCUAUCAUUUCUAGAAAUAUGUGAACAUGAGCACUUAAAUCUUUUCAUUAGUAGCUAUUUCAAGCUCAGUGUUUUACACCUUAUUUUUAUCAUUUGUUUUUGCUUCAUGCAUAAACUGCUUUGCCCAUGUCUGCAUUAAAUAUCUGCCAGGUAUUUACCCAGUCUUUUAUAUUGUCUAGUUUUGAUUUUCCUUUACUACAUCUACAGUGUUUCCUCCUGUCAUCUGCAAUCUUUACUACUUUACAAGAAUCUAGAUAGUUGCCCUAGUCCUGGUCUUGAUGACAUGUUAUUUCCUGUUUUAUUCUGGCUGGGCUUGUAAUCGCCAUAAUUGAUCUGCUUGCUGGGAUAGCCAUUUUUCUGCACUCCUUGGUUUAAAAAAUAGCAUCAAGUAUCUUAUUUCCAAUAAAUUAAACGUACAGAAAUGUAUUUGA
Lepisosteus oculatus (spotted gar) is the source of this 7055-nucleotide messenger RNA. NCBI's taxonomy places the organism in Eukaryota, Metazoa, Chordata, Actinopteri, Semionotiformes, Lepisosteidae. The record is from RefSeq and is a predicted model, not a curated record.